Molecule: messenger RNA, 1893 nt
Organism: Mercenaria mercenaria
Lineage: Eukaryota; Metazoa; Mollusca; Bivalvia; Venerida; Veneridae
Product: MAM and LDL-receptor class A domain-containing protein 1-like
Exons: 5
Coding region: 207-629 (140 amino acids)
Cellular component (GO): membrane
Source: RefSeq, a predicted model, not a curated record
CAGAAAGUGCAACAAGUACAGUAAUUGCGAAUGUCACCAGUCCACCAUAUUCAAAAGGACUUUCAUGCUUUCGAUUAUGGCACUCACUUAAAAGUGGUAGGCGAAACAACAUUACAAUUAUCCUUUCGAAGACAACAGCUAAGAAGAAAAGAAUAGUUACCUUGGGGAACACCGAUAAAGAAAAAGGAAAAUGGAAGCAAUUAUACAUGAACCUUGACACUUCGAUAAUUUCCAAAAUUAAGAUUAUCGGAAAUCUUGACAUCGACAGUUUGGGGUAUGUACCAGUUGAUGAUAUUGUUAUAACAUUUGGCAGACUAUGCUCAGCAGAUUGUGACUUUGAAAGUGGAUUCUGUGCUUGGGAGCAACAAAAAGGAUCUGAAGAUGACUUCAACUGGAAACGAAUAAGUGACAGUACUCCUAGUAAAAAUACCGGACCAGAGAACGAUCAUACUUCUGGAGAUGGAUAUUACAUAUACAUUGAAUCAAAUAAGGAAAUGGAAAAUAACACUGCUAGACCUGACGGCAAUGGACAAAAAUGUUUCUCAUUUUGGUUCUACAUGUAUGGGGAUGAUGUCAACUAUCUUCACAUAUUUGUUACAACGCACGCCGAUGGUGAACAACGUGUAUAAUCUGCACACAAAAGCAAGGGAAAGCAAUGGGUAGAAGCACAAAUCGAGAUCAUUGAUAAGGCUUAUCAGGUGAAAAAAGAGGCUCUCUUAUUGUAGUUUAUAUUUUGGUUCAACAAUCAUUACAGCUGUAGUGGUCAGUAGUGUGGCAAUAUUUAUAUGGAGGUAUGAUAAAUGUUCGAACAGCUUUGCAAUAAACGCGCUCUUUAUAAGCUUACAGUUUGAUGGAACAUGAAUAUAAGAUUUCUUAUAUUAAAGGUAUUUAUGGAUGAUAUUAAGAAUUGAAAAAAGUAACAAUUUUUAUAUUACUUUGCUGGACAAAAAUGAGUACUAAACGCUGACUAUUAAAUUUAGGUUUUUGACAGGCAAGUUCAAGUUGUUUAAUGUCAUUUUUAUUUGAACGUUAAGUGCACACAAAUUUGUAUUUCUCCUGUAAAAGAAAAGAUAUUCGAGCAAAAGAACAUCAUCCGAUGCUCCACGUGAAAUAUCGUCAGAAACUACAGGUUAUGUCAAUUCUUCAGGAACCAAUGAAACGUACACAGGUCGUAUCGUUGAAAAUCAAAAAAAUAAUAUGCACUCUAAGGCAAGCAAAACAGCAUCUGAUGAAAGUGAAUAUGCGGUAAUUACUGACGACAAUAUUCAUCCACAUGACUCUAACAAAACGGAAUACAGCAUUAUUGAUAUGAACCAGAAAAUUAAGCAAGCCAAUGAUCACGUUUAUGAUCGUCUGAAACAUGCAUUAUAACAUACUCGUUUCUAUUCCCGUUAAGUUACAAUGGAACCGGGAACGUCAACAUUUUACCAUACACUGACGCCUGAAUUUCAUAUCGGGUGCGUGACGUAAUUUAAUGUGUGUCAUUGCAUUAAUUCCUUGUAGUUAGUCAGUGCUUUUUAACAAAGCCAUAUUAUUGACAUUACAUUUAUACGUGUAGAUACGUAUGUGAUAAACAGCUUACUGUUUUUUCAUCGAGAAAUUUGCACUCAUUCUUUAGCUGAAGAAUAUUGUUGCUUGCUGCACCUAGAAAUGAAGCUCAGAGAGGAGGCUUUCUACCUGCUGUUUAGAGUUGGACGGAAAGACAUACACAUAUAACGACACAUACGUGAACAAAUGAUAGAGAGUUUGAGAUUUCAACCUUCGCCUUCCCCUUCAACGUCUCUUGCGAAGUUAACGAAUGAAGUUGCAAUUGAAGUUCGAUUAAAAUUCCUUGAGAUUUCAAACUUUAGAAUGCACCUUACUUCUUUUAAUCCGCCCAUUCAGUUUAUCCGU